Marmota monax (woodchuck) is the source of this 12744-nucleotide messenger RNA. RefSeq names its product mitochondrial transcription termination factor 2 (gene Mterf2). The record is from RefSeq and is a predicted model, not a curated record. The coding region runs from base 351 to 1502 and encodes 383 amino acids. Gene Ontology annotation, biological process: termination of mitochondrial transcription; regulation of DNA-templated transcription. Lineage: Eukaryota; Metazoa; Chordata; Mammalia; Rodentia; Sciuridae. The transcript is spliced from 3 exons. Gene Ontology annotation, cellular component: mitochondrial matrix. Gene Ontology annotation, molecular function: double-stranded DNA binding.
UCUGAUUGGCCACGGGCAAAGGGGCCAGGCGGCUUGAUUAGCGCUGCUUGCCUGGAGGUGCUUGGGACCCUGGACCUGGGAUCCUGGCCGCAAGCCUCAGGAAGUCCGGAAAACCGCAGAUCUCAGGUUGGCUGGGGAGGGAGCAAGGACGGGGCCAGGGACGCGCAGAAUCCCAGUACCUUGCUUGGAGUGGACGCUGACAGUGCCAUCGAAAAGUUGUGCAUGGAAAUGACAAGAAAAGCUGGAGAGAAGCCCAAAUGGAUUAACUGAAGCCCUAGGGAGACACUAAAAGGUGCACUGGCUGCAUUCUGAGUCCCAGAACUGUGGGAAGUAGCCACUGGAUUACAGGCAUGUUGUGGAAGUUGCUGGUGAGAUCGCAGCCUUGCAGGCUGUGUUUUUUCAGAAAGAUGCAAUCAACUCCAAAAUACAAACCCUUUCUAGCAUACUUUACAACAGACAGGCAGUCAAACAAAGAAAAUAAAAGAACAGUGGAAACGCUCUAUAAAUUUUCAGUUGACAUUAGGAAAAUUCGAAGUUUAAAAGGAUGGGUACUUCUGGAGGAUGAAACCUAUGUUGAAGAAGUUGCAAAUAUUUUACAAGAACUAGGUGCUGAUGAGGCUGUAAUAGCCAGUAUUUUGGAACGCUGCCCAGAAGCAAUUGUCUGUAGUCCAGCUGCUAUUGACACCCAGAGAAAACUCUGGCAGUUGGUCUGCAAAAACGAGGAAGAGUUAAUCAAGUUAAUAGAGCAGUUUCCAGAAUCUUUCUUUAUUGUUAAGAACCAGGAGAACCUAAAGCUCAAUGUUCAGUUCUUUCAAGAGCUGGGACUCAAGAAUGUAGUCAUUAGUAGAUUUCUGACAACUGCAUCCAAUAUUUUUCAUAAUCCUGUUGAGAAUAAUAAGGAAACGAUAAAGCUCCUCCAAGAGAGUUACCUAAAUGUAGGUGGCUCUGAGGCCAAUAUGAAAGUCUGGCUACUAAAAUUAUUAAGCCAAAAUCCAUUUAUUUUGUUAAGGUCUCCUACAACUAUAAAGGAAACACUAGAAUUUCUCCAGAAGCAAGGCUUUACAAACUUUGAAAUUCUUCAAUUUCUGUCCAAACUCAAAGGAUUUCUUUUUCAACUUUGUCCAAGAGAUAUCCAGAACAGUAUUUCCUUCUCUAAAAAUGCUUUUGAAUGCACAGAUCGUGACCUGAAGCAAUUAGUUUUGAAAUGUCCUGCUCUUUUAUAUUAUUCUGUUCCAGUUUUAGAAGAGAGAAUUCAGGGAUUAUUGAAAGAAGGAAUUUCCAUAGCUCAAAUAAGAGAGACACCAAUGGUUCUCGAAUUAACGCCACAGAUAGUUCAGUACAGAAUAAGGAAACUAAAUUCUUUAGGCUACAGAAUAAAGGACGGACACCUAGCAAAUCUAAAUGGAACAAAAAAAGAGUUUGAAGCUAACUUUGGCAAAAUUCAAGCCAAAAAAGAGAGGCCAUUAUUUAACCCCGUGGCACCAUUAAAUGUUGAAGAAUGACUUACUGACUGAUGUUAUUUCUUCUUAACAAUAAAGAUGAAACAGAUUCUCAGAUACUUAAGCAAUUCAGGCAGUUAAUAGGCACCAGUAAUUUUAAGGACCUAGCUUCUGAGGUGUUAUCUCUGAAUAGAUGAUCUGUGACUCAUUUGCGUAUGUUAAAAUACAGACUGGUUGUGGUGGCACAUCCCUAUAAUCCCAGAGAUUCAGGUAGCUAAAGCAGGAGGGCCCCAAAUUUAAGGUCAGCAACAUAGGUCCUAAGCAAUUCAAUGGGACCUUGUCUCAAAAAAUAAAGAUGGCUGGGGAUGUAGCCUUGUUGUAAAAGCCCUCUGGGCUCAAUCCCUAGUACAGAAAAACCCCAAAAUACAAACUGCACUUUUUACAAAGUUGGUAAUUCAUUGUCCUUGAACUAUUAUUCCAAAAGCUCUUGUUCUAUUCAAUGGCACAUCAGUUUGAUAAUUUAUAAGUGAAUCAUUUCUAAAAAAUUGACAAGUACACUCCCUUAAUUCAAAAUAUGGGAACAUUUACUCAUGUUUUAUUGAAGAUGUAGAUAGUCUUCCUUAUUACCAGCUCUGAAACAUCACUUUGCUUUUACGUGAAUUGUAGCUUAGUGUUAGUGAAGCAUUAGCAAGCUUCUGACACAUUUUUUUUUUUUUUUGAGAACUUGUGUUUGGAAUAAAUACUUUUGAGAACCAAGUAUUACUAAUCCAAAAAUAGUACAAAAGCCUUCCUUUGUGGCCUUUUUGAAACCAAUCAACCAUUAUCUCUCAUGAAGCACUUAUGUGCAUUCAGUAUUUUCCUCAUUUUACAGAGGAGGAAACAAACUUAGAGAUGUUACUCAGCUGCCAAGUAGGAGAGCCCAGAUUUAUUCAGAUCUGGCUUCUGUUCAAACCUUAUGAAUAGAAAGGAUCUCAUUCUAAGUGUGAAGGGGAACACUUGCAUAGUUUUGUCCUGGCAUUAAUCAGUAAUAUGUUCUCUUUCUUGCACACUCUCUGGUGCUCUCUCGAAAAUAUCUCAGUUUAGAUACACCAAUCAGUUGGUUUAGAUACAUCUAACCCGUUGAUUAUGUCAAUUUUGAGAUGCCUAUUAAACAUUCUAGCAGGGAUGUCAAAUGUGCAAAUGACUAAGUCUGGAGUUGUCAAAACUGGGGAUACACAUUUGAGGAUCAUUUGCAUACUGUGGUAUUUAAAGCCAUGGGUCUAGAUGAGAUUGUCUGGAAUGUAGAUUUGGAAUAGGACAGCUGGCUGAGCAUGGGAAAAGUUGAUCAGAGGAAGAAAAGAAGACAUGGUCUGUAACAAUUCCAAUGGGAGGUCAACUAUGGUAGAGAAUGACUAGCAGGUUUGCAAAAAGGAAAGUAUUGAUUAACCCUGUGAAGAGUGUUUCUGGUGUAAUGAAGAAGGUGAGAAGGCCAACUGGAGUGGAUUGAAAAGAGAAUGGGAGACAAGGGAAAACAUUUUAAAUGAAGUUUCAAGAUUAAUUUUUUUUUUUAAAGAACAUGUUUAUAUGCUGAAGGGUAUAACCCAAGAGACACAAAUAAGAGAUUGAAAACUGCAAGAUUAAUAGCCUUGAGGAAGGAAGGUAGAUUUUCUUUGGUUAAGAGCAGAGAUUCUGGUCCCAGUCCACAGAGCCUGGGAUAGACGCAGGCAGGUUGAUGGGAGCCCGUGGAAUGAAAAGCAGGGGAGGGGCUGUCUAGUUGCCUCUUUGCAAAGGACAGUAGAAUCAGGGAGGAAACAAGUGGGAGGUUGGAAAUAGAGGAAGUCAUUUGAGGGGAAAGUGAACACACAAUGGAAGGGGAGGAUAACUGGACAAAACUUCAAUAGCCCACGUGUCCUUUCCGGACACUGAUUUAAAAAGAAACUAGUCAGUAUAUAAGUUAAAAUUUUAGGUCCUCGGGUCCAGGCACAGGGAACCAGAAGCAGUUAGAAAAUACAACUAUAGCUUAUUCCAAAUUUGAAGAUUACCAUUUUUUAAAAAACAGAUCCACAUUUAUGGUCAGUCCAGCAAUUAUACUGACUUUAUUUUCCCUUAGGCCAAAUUCCAUUCCAUUGUUUGUUUGGCCUCUGAAAUAGUUUUGCUUUGCCUUUUCUCCAUUCUUACAUUCUCCUAUCUCCAUAUGAAAUAAAACUUUUUAAAAUUGAAAAUCUACAGCAUGGCAAGGGGAGCUUUUCUUGCAUGAAACACUAGUCAAUUUCAUUUCCUCGUUGAGAAAAGGUUCUAAUAACAAAAUUAAAUUGCCUUCAAUUUAUUUAUGAUUACAUUAAACUUAUUUCUACAGCAAAAUAAAAUUUGUUGCCACAGUAAAUAUGAUCACCUGGCAUUACUCCAGUAAGCUUCCUGAUAAAUCAAACAUACAGCCUACAUUGAAUAUCAACACCAGAAGGAAAGACUGGCUACUGAACAGGCCCAUUUGUUUCUGGACCUAAGCUGGAGAAGUUGUGACUGACACUAAUUCAAAAUCAAUACAGGAAAUUCAACUAACAAUGUGAAAGCCAGUUCUGCAUUUGUAAAAAAGGUUUUGAAGAUGUUUCUGGCCUAAACCUUAUGCUGAUUAAAUGAUGUAGGCUAGGACCUGGCAGGAAAGCAGAUGCCCAAUAAGUAAGUAGUUUCCUACCUUCCUCCCCAUUGCUUCUCAUUUCUGCCCACUGAGUGGUCUAAGAGGUGUUCCCUACUUUAUAACUCCUUCCCCAGUUUCAGACUUCAGUGUGCACAGUAACCUUCAGAGGUUGUUAAAAUGCAGUUCUGGGCUCUAUCCUGCAGAGAUUUGGCAAACUGAGGUAAAACCUAGAAAUCUGCAUUUUUAAUCUAUUACGGGUGUUUAAAAUAUAUUUCACUGUUAUGUUGGAAUGUUAUGUUUGUACAUUAUUAUCACAAAAAUUAAAAACUGGAUAUAGCACUUUCUAAACUGCUAUGUAAGUUUUAAGAUUAUCCUGUAUUUAAAUUUCCUUUAUUUCUCCAUCUUUAUGAAACAUUUCACCUUUUGCAGAUCAUAGUGCUUUAUUAACAAGUUCAUGUUUGUUUCCCAUUCUUUAAUACAAAAAAAUUAAUCAUCAAUUAUUUUCACUUGACAUUUUGCUAAGUACAGGAUUCAUGUCAACAUUAUUAGAUCAGUCAUUCAAGUGGGUCACACAAGUUUAUCUUCAUUGUGCCAAAUACCCACUCAAAAAAUAAGCUGAGUAAGAUACCUCCAGGUGUAUAUAAAACGAUUGCAGUUUCUUGAAGUCAACGUCCUGUUUAACAGGUCAAAUUGCUAGUCUAUGUAAAUAAACUGGAAAAGACUUGAGGAUACAGCUGUACAUAUAUCAUCAAAGGGUAAGUUCAUUCAACAAGAACCUAUACUGUACAUUUGUACAGUUCUCUGCUACCAUUGCAAAAGCCCCUCUGAACAAAGUUGUGGUUAGAAUUUAAAACAAUCUGGAUGAAAUAAAAUGUACCAAGUAGCUUUUCUGUAGCAGAAAUGAAUUAUAUCCAUUUUCCUCAAGCAAAUUUAAGACAAGCAAAGCUAAAAAUAAAUAUGCAAGCAUAUAGUAAACUAAAGUCUAUUCCUUAGAAGAAAUUCAAGUACAAAACAGCAGAGCCUAUGACUAUAUAAGAUAAAUUAAAAAUACUAGCAAUGAAGCAGUAAUUUAUGUAAUAGCAGGAAACAAGUUCUCUAAUACCAUUACUUAGAUCAUUUAGCAUUUAUCUACUUUGAAGUUUAAAACAAAUUCCCUUUGCUAAUUAAAACAUUUGACCAAUAUACCAACAUAUUGCAUGAAAUAAAUGACCAUUUAAUUCCUCAUGACUUCAUUUAAUUCCUGAUGACUUCAGUUUUGUAUAAGUGAAAGGUUCAAGACCCUGUGUAGAUUUGCUCAAAAUUCCUGCUGGUAUUUAUGAAAGCUAAAGGUGAUAUUCUUAUCGAAUUGUUAAUCAUAUUAUUAAUGUAAUAUUUGUAGUGGUUUAUAUAAGCCUCAGGUUUCAGAGUAAUCUGUUCAAGUUCUCAGAGAUACUAUGUUGAAUGACUUACUGGAGAACAUGACCCCAUUGCCCUUUCUUCCUCCCUUUGGGAGGUGGAGGAAGAAUGGACAAAUUUCCAGACUUGAAGUGUAAAGAAAAUUGUUUUUUUUUUUUUUCAGGAUUAAGGUAUAAUCCUCAGUUAUAAGGAAUGCCAAAUACAUGUGAAUUGUUAAAUUUUCAUGAAGCUAAACAUGAAACAAAAAUCUAGGUAUGUAACUUUGAGAAUGAAUGAGACAGGAUGACAAAUGUUAGUAAGAUAUGACACAUUUGCCAUCCAUAAUCAAAAACUUCAAUUCCCUACCUGAAAUUGAUUUGAAAAAUGGUGUGAAGUCUACAGUUGUGUUGAAGGACUGUAAGAUAUUUUUAAAAGCCUAUGUAAAUCAUAGAAAGCACUUAUAUUUUAUAUUCAAAACUGAUGUAUGGAGCCCAUUUCAUUCAAUUUAAAAGUCAGUCCUUACAUAUUUGUGAUUGCUUUUAUUGUAUUUUUAAAAGGGAGAACUACUGAUACUUUAAGACAUCCUAAAAAGAUUCUUUUUAUAUCUUGGAUGCUUUUAGGUAAUUUUUAAAUACUUAAUAUUUGUUCCUCCUUAAUCUGAAACUCUUCCAACAUAGCUUCUGAACGGCUAAGAAAUACUCCUUAGGCACUGUUAGGUGAAUUAACAAUGAAGUAAGAACCCAAGUUGAAAUAUACAAUUUGACCUUAACGACUUAACAGAACAGCUAACAAGCACUGUCUUAUCCACUGACAGCAAGAAAUGCCUUUAUCCCACCACUCCUGAGAUUCUUAAGAGGGAAAACUAAUUUUACAACCUUGAAAAAAAAUCCAUAGAUAAUUAUAAGAACUGCACAUAUUUAAGGUAUUAGAAAAGAUGUUUUCUUUUGUAAGGCAUCAAUGAUUAAAUGAAUACAAUGCAUAUCUAACAAAAGAUGAUUAAUAUUAUCAUAAAACCAUUUAUCUUUUCUUUUAAACUUCUCAAAUUCCUGCUACUUUUGCCAGCUUAAAUAAGAAACAAAAUGCCUCUUGGCCUAAACAACUAUGGUUUUAAAAAACUAAGACAUCUGAAACUAUUAGGCACAUCAAAGGUACAGUUUAUGUAGUUCAAGGUUCCCUUUGUAAGGGGCAUGAGUUACCUGGCACGUUGUACAUAUGGAACUGUAAAGAUCAUCUACUAAAUUCAACUUUCACAUUUUUAGUCAAACUGAAAGACUUAUAGUAAAUAUUCAAACAUACCAUAUUUUCAGUUACAACUGAAUAAGAGUAACAUUUUACCAGAUAAAAACCUGGAAUUUGAGUAUGAGAAACCUUCAUACACUGUGCUAGUAUUGGUCUCUUCUUUUUAGAUGAAAGCCAGUCGUCAAUACUUUCAACACAGCAGUUUAGAAGAUAAACGUCCAAAACAGGUGACUUGGUUGUAGUCCAUAAUUUAGCAAUUCAAUGCCACUGGCAUCAUAAUGCUGUGGAGAGCAAGUAUAUCUCCAUAUUUUAGUCAGAUUUGUCUUUCUUCUUUCCUGUUAAGGGCACUUUGUUUACAACAGCAGACCCAACAGCUGUAACACCUCCAGCCACAGCAGAAACACCCCCUUUCACCAGCCCUAUUCCCAUGGAAGGCACAGUUGUAACAGCUGUUUUGGUCACCUCCAGACUUUUUCCACCAAUCCAAGCUACACCACCGAUGGUGGCACCAACAGCUCCCUUUGUAACAUUGAAGAUACCCCCAGUCACACGGGACAACAUGCCUGGUUGCUGCUGUGGAUGAUCUUUCAUUGAACCUAAUGAGAGAAAAUAUAAUCAAAUAUAAAUCUUUAUAAGAGCAGUACAAAAGUCAUUGAAAAGUCUCCCUCACAAUCAAAAAGUUGAUUUGAGAAGCCAACCAGUUGAUUGAUUGAAAGACAUUGAGGAGUUCUUGCCUCAAGGGUAUAGUUUUGUAUACAUAUGCUGGUCCAAAACUAAGUUUUAAUACCUAUGAAAAGAAAUGAUUUAGAGACUAGGCAACUUUCAUAAAACAAUCCUAUUUUAAAAGAUCUAAUUUUACAUGCUUCCUUGAUUUAUAGUUUUGUUAAGAAAUAAUCUUUAAAAAAAAAAAGAAAAUCUUUUUUUAAAUAUCCCAAAACCAUGAAAAAAAAUAAAGAUAAAAUAUUUACAUAGCCUUCAAUUUCCUUGACAGGAUUCAAUCACUACUGAAACAAUCUUCAUAUAAAGCAGAGGUUCUCAAAAUACAGCCCAGGAGUCCUGGGGAACCCUGAGGCCAUUUCAGGAGAUACCCACAGAUGAAAACUACUUUCAGGCUGAAGUUGUGGCUCAGUAGUAGAGUGCUUGCUUAGCAAGUGUGAGGCUCUGGGUUCAAUCCUCAGCACCACAUAAAAAUAAAUUUAAAGAAAGGUAUUGUGUUCAUCUACAACUUUAAAUUAAAAAAAAAAAAACCUACUUUCAUAGUAAUAUUAACAUGUCAUUGACUUUACACUUUCAUUGUGUCACAAGUUUACAACAGUUUUCCAGAUAAAGUUUACAACAGUAUUCCAGCUAAAUACCACAACUGAAUGAAGCAAUAACUCCAAAAUGCAGCUGUCACCCAUUAACCCAAACAUUAAAGAUACUUGCAAAAACGUAUAAACAGUGUCACCCUGCUCAUGAUAUUUUUUUGUUUUAGGAAAGAGUCACUUUUCAUAAGAACAUGAUAACCAGGUUAACAUGUAAUAUGUGUACUGGGUUCUUUUGGUGAAUAAAAUUCAAAUUCAAUUUUUACUAAACACAAGCCAUCUGGGCCCCAAUUUUUUGAGAAGUUUUUUGAUAUCAAAAAGCUGAAAAUCACUGAUUUAAAUAUAUUUGGGUCUCUGCUCUGUUGUGUCCCUUAAUGAUAUACUUAAACAACUAAUGCUGUGUAAAAACAGAAAAACAAAACUAUUCAUAAUUUAAAAUUGUUACCUAAAAUGAUUUUUAUUUAGAUGUAAGUAAAAUAUACACUAUAGCCAUUGUUAAUAUUUAUAUCACUUCCUCAGUGAUUCUUAUGGGAAAAAAGUCUGCACUUUAAACAUCUCAUUAAAAAAAUAUUGUUUUAGAUACCCCAGAAAAGUAAUAUCAAUAUAAGAAAUUUAGCUCUUUCUAAGUCAUCAGUUAAUUUUCUUUGGUUGGUUGGUUGAAGGUUGUUUUUUUUUUUUUUUAAAUAGAGCCAUAAAAAUUAGAUGUAACUUCAAACUUAUAUAGGAAGAUUUCAUAAAAGCUUCAUCGUACCAGCUUCUAAUGAACACAGGUCUUUUCUCCUUUGUCACCUAAUAAUUUAAGCAACAAUGCCACAUCAUCAAUGGUGUUUUUCUAAACUUCAUGGGAAGUUUGUAAUUCAGAUUUUACCUACUGAAAAAGUAUAAUCUCGCACAAAUAAAGAUAAAUUCUUGGGUACACAGGACAACAUUAUACCAUAAGUUGGGAAAAUCUCAGUCAUUAAUCAAAAUAGUGUUUAGGUAUGGAUAAAGCAAUGGCUAAAUUUUAAAAAAAUGUGUUUAUUAAGUCGAGGAGUUGGGGAUGUAGCUCAGUGACCUAGCACUUGCCUAACAUGUACAAGGUCCUGAAUUCAAUCCCUAGCACCACAAAAGGAGAAACAAAUAGUAAACAUAAUUUAUACAAUUUUUGAAUGGCUGAAAUAAAACGCUUAUGAUAUAGAUGAGCAUUUUAAUAUGUUAAUUAUAAAAUCAUGAUGGAAAAGAUUACAUAAUUGGUAAUUCUUUUGUAAUUAAAGUCAAAAACAUUAGGAAGAGAGGCAAUAUCCUGAUUUAAGGAUAACAUAGAUGAUUGAAUCAUGCCAAAUACCUCAUUAACAAAAUUAUCUUACUUUGCCAAAUUUAAUGAAGACAAAUAAUUUUUUCUUACCAAAUAAGAUAAAUAUUGAUAUUCUCUUCAAUUACUCUGUACUCUUAAUUGCCACCACACAAAUUAUCUGCUUUGCAGUUACCCUUGUUAAACAGCUGACAUUUAAAUAUAUUCCUGAGGCUCUGUUCUCUUCCUUGUCAUCCUCCUGGAUGCCUUUAUCCUUUUCCUGAAUUCUUUCCAUAAAGUCCUUUUAAUUUUCUCUUGAGACCUAACUUUUCAAAACCCUAUCGUUCUAGUCCUAAAAAAUAAAGCAAGGAAAAGAGCUAAUAAUUUUCCAGGAUAUUCUUCCACCAAGCAAACUAAACUAAAUUAAACCAAAUUAGCUAGUUCUUCCAUCUUUUUUUAGACUUAAGAGCAAGCUUUUCAUUGUGUUAUUUUCCUAGCAAUUUCGUUUUUAUCUACCAAUAUAUGAAAAAAAAUUUUGAACAGUGGAUAACAUAACUGGGAAGAAAAUAUAAUACCUAGAGUCAGGACUUCCAGCCCUAGCAAUUAAUAUGCAAUCCUCCAAGAUCAUUAUUUAUAUUAAGUUUAAUAACAUUCUAUGCCAAAACUAUAAAUUAAAAAUGCCUGUAGUUCAUUUUCUGUAUGGAAUGAGGACAAUCCAGGGGGUAGUUAUUAUUUCCAAGGCUUUUGGAAGUAAAGAAAUAAAAAUGUUUCAUGAUGUCAUAAUUUUCAAACUAUAAGAGAAUUAUGAUUCAGAAAGACAUUAAAAGACCCUAUAACCAUGUAUUUAUUAAUAUAGGAAGAGAGAGCUACCACUUAUAAUACAAUGGAUAACCGGAGUUUAACAACAAAUCUCAAAUGCUUCUUAAAUUAAGCUGAUCUUUUUGUAUACAGGACAUCAAAAAUAAACAGUUUAUGAAAAGAUGUUCUUCCUUGUGAAAUGGUCUUUAAAAUGUGACAGGAAAAUAAGCCUUACAUGAUAAAAUUAAAUUGUGUCUCAAGAAAAAAAAGUUAAAUUGUGUCUCCACUCACCAAUAUCUGUGCUUCUUAAUUAAAAAGUACAAGUGUUUAUGUUCUAUUACUUUUAAAACAUAUUACUGAGUAGGUAAACAAGCUAUAAUUCUAUAAAUUUAAUAAAAUCAAUCAAACUUUCAUUCACUCGUAUAUUCUUUCCGUCCUUCAUGUUGUAACUGUAUACUUGCCUUCUGGUGGUUCAUCACUAAGGUAUGAUGGGAUUUCUUGAUUUUUAUCUGCUUGAUUCAUAGCUCCUAGAAAAACCAUACAAACAUUUCAUUUUAAGAUCAGACUACUACUAUUCUCAUGCUAAAUUAAGACUUUAUUUAGACAAAUGCUCAUCACAAGACUACUUCAUUUUGUCUCUUUUCUAUUUCAAAUUGCAGUAUUUAAGAAAUACCUUAAAUGACACCAGUGGACAAAAUAUAUCUUAUCUGAAACACUAAACAGUGGCAGUCAUAGUAUCAGCUUUCCUAGUGUUGGUAAUAUGAGGCUUCAACUUGUGAUAAUUACCAAUUAAAAAGAGUUGGAAGGUGGGGGUUGGGGAAAAAAAGAAGCAUAUAUCUUUUAUACAGAUGACACCCUCAAUCUGAAUCAGUAAAAGAUUUUGAUGACUUUUUUGUUCUUGUUCUCAGAGCACUGAUUAAAAAAAAAAGUAACAAUUCAAAAUCUUUUAUGAAAAAACAUACAAUUUUAAAAACAUAAUUAUUUAAAAGUAGUUAAGAGAACCUAGGAAACAAAAAUAAACUAUGUUGGGAUGAAAAAAACAUGAUUAAAAUUUAUUUUCCCAUUCUCCUUUACUAUCUUAAGAUACCUGCUUUUAAAUUCACAUGACUAAGUAAAGACCCAGACAGUCAAGAUUGGUCUAAAAGUGUUUUUUAUGACAUACUGUCUUAGACACACACACAUAUACACAAAAACAAAAAACUCUGGUUCUGUGAUUCCAGUGUCUACUGUGACUUCUCAGCUCUACAUCUUUAGAGCCUAAAUCACUCUGUCUGUACAUAUACAACAGAUAUUUUAAAAGGACAUCAAACAAUGUACUUUAGUAUUAAUAUAUUAAUUAAUUUUAAAAAUAGUGAUUGAACUGGGCUAAGCAAUGUUUUAGCACGAGGUAUAGCAGUGAUCAAUAAAGACCAAAUACCUGCCAUCAUGAAAAGUCACUCCAGUUGAGGAAGAUAAUAUAUCAACACUAUACUGCUUGUCAACCAGUGUUAAAUGCUAUAGAGAAAAAAGGGUAGGAUGGGGAAGAAAAGUGAUCUUUUAAAUAGGGUAAACUAUGAAGGCAAAGGAGGUAAAGAUAUCAGAUAUUUAGGUGAAGAGUCAAGGUAGAAGAAACAGCAAGAGGAAAGUAUGGCAAGGACAACAUCCAAGAAGCAUAGGAGAGGAAGUCAAAGAGCUCCUAAGGAUCACACAGGCCCUAGCAGGGAUUGAUGCAGAUUGGCUUUUAAACUGAGGGAAAUGGGAAGCCAGUAGAACGGUUUGAUCAGAGGAACAAGAUGUUCUGAUUUAUAUUCUUAAAAGAUCAUACUGGCUGCUGUGGAAAUAACAAACAAUAGGAGAACAACCUAUUAGAAGACUAUUUCAAUAAUCUGGGCAAAAAAUGUUGGUGGCUUGGUGUGGUCCAAGCUGAGAUUGUUGGGAAGUACAGGAUUUUCAAAGGUAAUUGUAAUUUCAUGCAAUUCAUCUUGCUAUGCCUUUAAAAUCUAAAUCCUAUGUAAGAGGGAGCUUCACAGCACCCUAGAAUCCAACAGCAAAUGUUGUGUGUGUGUGUGUGUGUGUGUAUUUUUUGCUGUAGUGAAAAUCCUGACUCAGGCCAUUUAUCAAUACCAUCUAAUCUUAUCCUGGUCUGUUUUUUAAUUCAGUACAUAUGUACUUUAAGUUUAAAAUCCCCCCAUAUGAUUUUAAGAUUAAAAAAAGAAAGCAUGUGAUCUUUUUCUAAAAAAGCCAAGAAUAUCAGCUGUUGCAUUACUAGAAGAGGUUCAUGACUAAUUUGCCUUAAUUUUUAAAAACCCUCAAACUAUAAAGUUACAUGUAUUUCUAUUCAUAUUUGUAUUUUCUUUGAUUUAUCAUCAUAGCAAAAUCAUUAAAAAUUAUACACAUAGUGGUUACAACUCUGGUUUCAGAAAUUCUAAGUUUGAAUCCCAACUUGAUCAUAAACUAUAUGGCAUGGGAAAAUAAGAUCAUUAGAUUCUUGAUUUUUAAGACAUAUAAAAUAAAAAAUGAAGAUAUUCUAGCCCUAACAAGAUGAAAAAUGCUAUUUAACAAAUUCUAAACAUGCAGAAAUUUCUGGCAGAAUAUGUGUGUUCUUCCUGUGAAACAUUACUAUGUUAGAUCACUUUCUUCCCUGCUGGGCUGUUAAUUUCAAGAGGACGAACAUCUUUAACUUGUUCACCAUUGUAAUCCCAGUAUAUUAUAAUACACACACACACA